Adineta ricciae is the source of this 726-nucleotide messenger RNA. NCBI's taxonomy places the organism in Eukaryota, Metazoa, Rotifera, Eurotatoria, Adinetida, Adinetidae. The record is from the annotation of a GenBank genome assembly.
AUGUCAAAUAGUAGUGAUUUGGUGUCAACUAUGAACUACGUUACAAUGCAAAUCAAUCGUCAUGGACCUACAGUUUUACUUCUUUUCGGCACACUCAGUAAUGUAUUGAACAUUUGUAUUUUAAGAGAACGUUCUCUCAAAAAGAUUCCAUGUACAAUCUAUCUUUGCUGGUCUUCAUUAUCAGCUACUGUAUUCAUUUGGUCAGGAUUAUUAACACGAGUACUUCAAGGUUACAGCAUCAAUUGGCCGAAUGAAAAUCAGCUUCUUUGUAAAACUCGUUUGUACUUGCUGAACAUUAGUUGGUCAUCAGCUAUUUGGAUUCUUGUUGGAGCAAACAUUGAUCGAUUUUUGUGUAGUCAUCAAUCAGUUGCUUAUCGUCGACUGAUCUACACUGAGGUAUUGCAUUGUGUGGAAGCAAGAGUUCCCAAUGUCCCUGUGUCUUGUUAUGGUCGAGAUCUUCCCUGUCGAAUUAUUAAUGAUUGGGUAUCGUGCGUUUUGGUAUUGGAUUUACCAUUUGGACUCUAUCGUUCAUACGCUAGUGUAACAGUCGAUGUAUCUAAAAGUCAAUAUCGUGUGGCUAUUGAAAAUUUUAUAUACUCUUUGAUCGUUCUCUUAGUACAUUUUACUCAUUCAACGUCUUUCUACAUCUAUACAUUGACCGGUACGCUUUAUCGUGCAACGUUCAAUCGUCUUAAACGUCGUUAUUUCAAUUUCGAUUUCGAUUGA